Messenger RNA from Pomacea canaliculata, 426 nucleotides. Its product is annotated as elastin-like. The transcript has a single exon. NCBI's taxonomy places the organism in Eukaryota, Metazoa, Mollusca, Gastropoda, Architaenioglossa, Ampullariidae. The record is from RefSeq and is a predicted model, not a curated record. The coding region runs from base 1 to 426 and encodes 141 amino acids.
AUGUUCCAUCUUUUACACAUCGAAAUAAAGAGAUCGGAAAAUGAACUGAUACGAGCUUGUGUACAGGGUGGGAGUGCUGAGUGCGGUGUUGGUGUGACUGGUGUUGGUGUGACUGGUGUUGGCGUAACUGAUGGUGUGGCUGAUGUUGGUGUGACUGGUGUUGGUGUGGCUGAUGUUGGUGUGACUGGUGUUGGUGUGACUGAUGGUGUGACUGGUGUUGGUGUGACUGGUGUUGGUGUGACUGAUGGUGUGACUGGUGUUGGCGUGACUGGUGUUGGCGUGACUGGUGUUAGUGUGACUGGUGUUGGCGUGACUGGUGUUGGCGUGACUGGUGUUGGCGUGACUGGUGUUGGUGUAAUCUUCACGCUCGUGACCGUGUGUCAGAGAACUUGUUACUCACCUUCUAAAACUAGUGGCAUACAAUAA